Ostertagia ostertagi is the source of this 243-nucleotide messenger RNA. The record is from the annotation of a GenBank genome assembly. Lineage: Eukaryota; Metazoa; Nematoda; Chromadorea; Rhabditida; Trichostrongylidae.
AUGUCCUACUGUGCAAACGAGAGGAUAAAGUGGAUAUUCAACCCACCCGUAUCUCCAUGGAUGGGAGGAUUUCUAGAGAGCAAGCCACACGAACUACUUCCGCUCCGUUUUUCCGUAGAAAAGGCAAGUAAAUUCUGGGAGUGUUGGAAGUACGAGUAUCUAACAUCUGCAACGAUUUUGCCCCGUAUUGAUUUAACAAGACCUGCUAACGAGAGGAAGUUGGCCUUAUGGCAAAAUCAAUGA